GAGGGAGGCGAGAAGAAACCGCUGCUCCGCUUCCUGCUUAGAGAACGUCUGUCAAUUCAUUACAAAAGAGGAAGGCCCUCCCGUCCUCUCCAGCGACGAGACGUCGAUGACGGUGUCACGACGCUCUCGACCAAAAACUGGCGAAGUCAUUAUUUUUGCGUUUUGUAUUCUUUUUUUUUUCCUUUGCUGGACGUGGAUGUUGAAGAGCCGCUUUCAUCGUUUGCCAAGGCGGGAGACGCAGCGCGGAUGCCGGCGUUUCCUUUGUAUGACUCUGCAGGGACGAGGGACCGUGCUUUGUCUUGUGCUGACUGUCGUGGCGCUGGCCUUCACGUCUGCGGCAGCUAGGACAGAACUUCCCGAUGACGGUGUCUCCCUUGGCAGCUGGUCGGACGCGACUUCGCGCUACUUCGGCAGCCCCUCCGCAUUUGUACGCGCCGAUGGCACAAAAGAGACGGUGGUGGCACCUCCGCUCCACGUGCUGGCGUUGAUGGACUGGCAGUCGGAGCGGCGCACAGAGUUGCUCGUGACGUGGCCCAAUCGUUCUUCACUGACCCUGUGGGCCAACCGUGACUUGGCCACCUCCUUAGUCUCCCGCACCCGAGCAGCAGCGUUGGUGUACCAUCCCAUCUGGUCAACCGAACAACUGCCAACGCCGGGCAGCACGUCCACUGCACCGCGGUACGUGGUGAGUGCGAUUGGGGCCGAUUGGCUCGGCCACGGCGACGCGGACGUUCUGCUGCAGGCGAGCGAUGGAGGCAUCUACGUGCUGCGGCACUCGUCGGUGUCAGCCUGGACGCCGUCGAGCGCAUUCGAAUCGAUCGCCAUCGUCGGCGAGUCUGCCCCGUUCACGCCGCUGACAACGCUGAAGCAGCCCACUGCGCCGUCACUGAGCAUCGUGGCUGACUUUUUUCCCGCAAACGCGACCCGCGACGCAGCGGAGGGCGCCAUCGCCUUUGUGAACGUCAAUGAUCAGCUCGUUCUUCUCUCUCGCGUUCCAGGUUCGGCGUGGCCGCCGCGGUACACUCCACACGUUCUCGCAGAUGAGCAGAGCGAGCUGACAGGUCGCAGGGUGCUGCCGCUGUCCAUUCUCGCUGCUGACGUCAACGAGGACUGCGCCGCGGAGCUGCUCUACGCCGUGCGGGACUCCCGUCAACACCGUUAUGAGGUGCAUCUCUUCAACACCGCCUCCCUAGCCGAUUCGUCGGUGCCGAACGGGACGGUGCUCGUGGCGCUACCUGAAGACAAGGGUGAGCGCUACGGCGACACCUUCACGUUGGCCGACGUGAACGGCGACGGCCUGCCAGAGCUGCUCGUGACGGUGCAGCUGUCCAGCCAAAGCAGCAGCUGCGCAUCUGCUGACAGCACGGCCGGUGCGGCAGAGGCAUGCACGCCCUACCACGGAGUGCGCAUCUUCUACCCAUCGCGGGCCGCGGACGUGAGCGGGUCACCGCGCUGCCGUACCACUGCCGCCUCCUCGAGUGAUCACCACCUUUCCUACAGUCUGGACAGCAGCGAGCUUUUCGUGCUGACACCGACGUGGUGCGGCGUGGAAAGCUGGGCCGGUGGUGCAUCUGGCACGCCACUGCCUUUGUACAUGCCGAGUUACCCCUCUGCGCCUCUCGUGCUCCGCCCCGGCGAUUACAAUCGCGAUCGACUGGUGGACUUGGUGGUGCCCAGCUCGUAUGGGCCUCUGCUGUUGACCUCCCGUGCCGUCAACGGGGCGCGGCCGCUGGUCUGCACGGCGCUUGACAGCGGCACUGGCAAGGAGGCGGUGCAGACGGCGAUGGCGAGGCUGGCUUCCUCGCCGGCCGCGCAGCUGGAGGCGUACCGCACGGCCACGCCCUUCUUCGCCACCUUGGCGCUGCUGGGUCGACUGGAGAUCGUGUUGACGCAUCAUCGAGUGCUCACCACCGCAGUUGCCUCUUCAGCCACCGCGAUGGAGCAGAUAUUGGUUUACCAAAACGAUCAGGUGCCCAGUCGCUCCUACUUUCUGUCCGCCACCGCGUUGACCACGAAGGCGUACGGUGCGGCUUGCAUUGGCGCCACGCAUCACAUGUCCUGGCAGGACAUUCACAUGCGCUCGCACUGGGCUACCGUGACGCAACAGGGUCGUACGCAAAGCCACGCGCUGCUCCCGCCGCACGUGCUUGUGGGUCUGGAUGAAACCUUUUCCUAUGUGCACGACUACACGGUCGCACUGCGUGUCGCCGCGGAGGGGUCGACAGAGUUGCAAGCCAAGGAGUGGCCGUCCUACCUCUGCCAAAUGCGCAAGUGUUUGCUGAAGUGUUCUCAGUGCACAAGCCGUCGACGUGGCACCUUCAGCUUUACCUGCCCACUUCAAUGUAUCGGCGGCUUCUCGUGGUGGCCUUGGCGGUUGCGUUGGGCGUGA
This is a messenger RNA of Leptomonas pyrrhocoris, 2389 nucleotides long. RefSeq lists its product as hypothetical. The record is from RefSeq and is a predicted model, not a curated record. The coding region runs from base 107 to 2389 and encodes 760 amino acids. The transcript has a single exon. NCBI's taxonomy places the organism in Eukaryota, Euglenozoa, Kinetoplastea, Trypanosomatida, Trypanosomatidae. Gene Ontology annotation, cellular component: plasma membrane.